Molecule: messenger RNA, 1294 nt
Organism: Polychytrium aggregatum
Lineage: Eukaryota; Fungi; Chytridiomycota; Chytridiomycetes; Polychytriales
Product: guanine nucleotide binding protein, alpha subunit
Exons: 7
Coding region: 1-1110 (369 amino acids)
Biological process (GO): adenylate cyclase-modulating G protein-coupled receptor signaling pathway
Cellular component (GO): heterotrimeric G-protein complex
Molecular function (GO): GTPase activity; guanyl nucleotide binding; G protein-coupled receptor binding
Source: RefSeq, a predicted model, not a curated record
AUGCGGUCUUGCUUCUCUAUCGACGGCUGUCCCGCCGACAAGGAGUCCAUUUACCGGAGCAAGUCGAUCGAUGUGCAAAUCAAACAGGACGCCAAAGCCAAGGCCAACGCAAUCAAGCUCCUGCUUCUUGGAUCGGGCGAAUCGGGCAAGUCGACCAUUCUGAAGCAGUUCAGACUCGUGUACGGAGAGGGGUUUACGGCCGACGAGCUCAAGUUCUACAAGAUAGCGGUGGUGAAGAAUGUCGUCACUUGCGUCACUACCCUGUGGACACAAGCCCAGGCCCGUAACAUUCACGUUACGGACUCGACGCAGGAAUGGGCCAGCAUCAUCAAUGAUCUCCCAACGACCCUCGGACUCACAUCGGUAUCGAACGGCGAGAUCCCGCGGCGGCAGAUCCCGGCCAACAUCAUCCAGUUUCUUGUUGGCUUCUGGAAGAAUCCCGGGAUACAGGCCUGCUUUGGCCAGUCGACAGAGUUCUACCUGCCGGACUGCUGCGAACACUUCCUGAAGAACAUAGCCAGCAUAUGCCACAUCGACUACAAUCCGUCGGAGCAAGACGUCCUGCAGGCCCGCAUCAUGACCACCACCAUCACCCAGCAUACCUUCAUGAUCAACAAAGUGCCAUACCAGAUCAUCGACGUCGGCGGACAGCGGAGCGAGCGGCGCAAAUGGUUCCACUACUUUGACGACGUCCGAGCGAUCCUCUUCGUGGCUGCUGUGGGAUCGUACGAUCAGAACAUCAUCGAAGAUGGGCAGACAAAUCGAAUGGUCGAGGCUCUGACGGUCUUUGAGCAAGUGGCCAACCACCCGUCGCUCGAGAGCACAGCCAUACUACUCUUUAUGAACAAGAUCGACCUGUUCAACGCCAAGCUCGCCGACCCAAACAAGUCGUUCAAGAAGUACUUUCCUGAUUACACAGGACCAAACCGACCCAAGCCUAUUGGACAGUACUUUACCGAGCGAUUCAAGAACGCCAGCAAGAACCCGGAACGAAAGCUCUACUUUUACUUUACCCAGGCGACGGACACGCACCAGAUCCGAACGAUCCUGAAGUUGGUCGGCAGCAUUACGAUGGAGCUGAAUCUCCAAUACGGUGGACUGGUUCUGUAGCCAGGAGCCUGCUUGUUCUGUCGGCCAACGGCCGUGUGCUCUGGACACUUGGGUGCCUCUGGUGAUGGCGGAACUGCUCAAGAUACUUGGCGAGCCUGGGUCUGCGUAGGCCCUAUGGGUGUUCAGGUUUCGGUGGACUGUUCGACUCGCAUCAUUUUCUCAUCCGCCAUCGAUCACGGUCACU